Molecule: messenger RNA, 2016 nt
Organism: Gasterosteus aculeatus aculeatus (three-spined stickleback)
Lineage: Eukaryota; Metazoa; Chordata; Actinopteri; Perciformes; Gasterosteidae
Source: RefSeq, a predicted model, not a curated record
UAGCUAGCUAACCGGCUAUGUCUGCUAGACGAGACGCCCGCAUGACUUUAACUGCAUGCGGACAUAUGGGGGGGUUGUGGUGGUCGAGAUGGUGGAUGCUCGUGGAAAUCCCAGCUCGACGGAUCCUCCAGUCCCGUUUUCGUGCAAAUUCAAGCACCAACGCUGCACGUUAGCCGGCUAACGCUAGCUGAAAAAGCAGUACGAUUUCAGUAAAACUCCACCUCGGGUCUUUUUCUUGUACGACAAAACAAGUCCGGGUGGUACAAUCCGGAUUGGCGUCUCUCUCUCUUAGUGAGCCGGAAGACUCGGAUGUUAUCGCUGCAUGUACUUAAUGCCUUUAGAAAAAUCCCAGUUCUUGUAAAUAGUGAUCUCUGCUGUGUUGUUAUCCUGCUGUCUGGACUGGCUGCUGAUACACCACCAUGUUCUCAAAGAUCAUACCGAGCACAAUGGCGCCCCCGGCUGGACGGAUUGUGGUACUGCAGCAUCCGUAAACUGACAUGGGAGAUACUGCAUCGUACAAAUGCGUAUUAGUCAAGUAAAUAGGGAUGAGCAGAGCGGGGACGCGCAUCUCCAAAAGCACGCACGGCUUUCACGUGAACUUUGAGCUUACGACUUAAAAAUAAGCGGAAUACGUGACCUCCCGUCAGUGACUCCUCUCGCCGGCUCCCAACUCAGCGUCCCACGAUGCCGCUGAUCGUGCUGCCCACCUCCCAGCUGCUGUGGGUGCGCGUGGCCGCCCUGCUGUUCACCUGCGUGGCGUUCAGCGUGACGGCGCACGGGGCCUGGCUGGGCCACGGGGGCGCCGGCGACUGGUGCAUCUUCUGCUGGGCGUUCAGCUUCGCCUGCACCCUGCUGGUGCUGCUGGUGGAGCUGUUCGGCCUGCAGGCCCGGGCCCCCGUGUCCUGGACCAACUUCCCCAUCACCGUCGCCUGCUACGCCUGCCUCCUCUGCCUCUCCGCCUCCGUCAUCUUCCCGCUCUUUUUCCUCAAGUACCAGAACUCUUCCGGCGAGGCCCGCGACUAUCGCAUCGCCGCCACCGUCUUCUCGUGCCUGGCGACGGUGGCCUACAUGGGGGAGGUGAGCCUGACCAAAGCGAGGCCGGGGGAGGUGGCCGGUUACAUGGCCACGGCCCCGGGCCUGCUGAAGGUGUGCCAGACCUCCGUGGCGUGCAUCAUCUUCCUCCUGGUCAGCGACCCCGUGACCUACGACCGGCACGCGGCCCUCAAGUGGUGCAUGGCGGUGUACUGCAUCUGCUUCAUCCUCUCCAUGGCCGUGGUGGUGCUGUGCGUGGGCGAGUGCACCGGCCGCCUCCCCGUCUCCUUCUCCAAGUUCCUGUCGGCCUACGGCCUCCUGGCGGCGGUCAUGUACUUGACGGCGACCAUCCUCUGGCCCGUGUUCCAGUUCGACAGACAGUACGCGGGAAGCGGCCGGGCGCCGUCCAAAACGAUCGCCGCGGCGGUGCUCACCGCCCUCAACUUGCUGCUCUACCUCGCCGACCUGGCCUACACCGCCCGACUGGUGUUUGUCAGCGCCUGAGGGGGCGCGGGGAGAGGAAGGAGCGCCGGCGCUUGCAGACAAAGAGGGUUUCACCUCCAUCGUGAACGGACCUGUGAAAAACACCAGAACAACAGGAAGGACGUGGAAGGCGUCCGUCAGUGUCAGUUAGAAUCCAUGAAGUCCUCACACUGGAACACAAGGACACGCGUUAAAUUGUAUUUCACAUUAAGACAUUGAGGCGCCCUGGAUGUUCUCUUCCUGCCCUGUUUUCCCUUUUGUUUCAUAUUUAUUCUCCUUAUUACAGUAUCACAGCCAGUGUUCUGCACAUCUUCAGUAAAGGGGUCAAAUGGGUGGUUUACAUGUUGUACCUCGUCAUAUACAAGUGCCUUCCUCAUUCCCAGUGUUCACAAAAUACUUUCUCUUUUUAUCCUGAUAGAGAAUCAGUAAUGAAGCAUUUGAAAGAAUGUAAAGUUUAUGAGUUCCUUUUUUUAAGCACCAGAUGAAAGUGUUUUUAAUGCA